AUGCCAGACGGCCUCCCUCCAUUGGCUCUUUACCCAGAACCAAACCUGCAGGUCAGCCUGCCGCCUGCCGAGUGGGAAGCAUGUCUUGACUCAUGGCUGUUCAGUUUGGAAUUCCGCCUGCGGCUACAGGACAAGGACUUCUCCAGGUUCAGCUUCGCCCAGGACGCCAGUGGUGUGCCUUUUCUCGCGUCGUUCUUCAGUUGGACUCGAGCAGGUGGCACGGCGGCGGCACCGUCGUCGAGCUCGCAAAAAGAGAGAAUCUUGGUGAAGCGGGCGUAUUUGCUUCUGAGACGGCUUCUGCUGGUUACGCAUACGCCUUUUGACUACGACGCGGCGAAACUCGUUGACCUCCUGUGUCAGGCAAGUCUGCACUAUGCAGCCGUGCCGGACUGGAGAGCGACGCUGAAGACGCUUUGGAAGAGGGAUCAAUCCCAAUUGACGCACGCGGUGGAGGACUGGAAAAAAGCCGUCUCAGCAGAUCUCUCGAUACAGCCCGGCUCAGGGGCGCUUCUGACGAGACUUCGCGAAAUGAAUGCAUUUGUCAAAGUCUCCCCGGACGCAGGCCUCAUUCUUAUGACGGGCUCGGACUACCUCGAGACGCUGAUGGAGACCUACGGUCGGUUGCAGACGUCGCCUGACGCCGGCUUGUUCCAAAGACUACUGACCGAGCACAUGUUCUAUUCCCUGCGCAGCCUUAUGUCCGAUGGGUGUUCCCACGGAUCGCUCUUGUUAGAUCACCUCUACUUCAUGAAGUCCGAGGCCGAUCGGCUAAUGAAGGCAAAACCCAAUGAGCCGACGUUGUCCUCGAGCCUGGUUUGCAGUACGUCGUUUUUAAGACACCUCGCAUCAGACUCCUCUGUGACCUCCAGUCAGCGAGGUCAAGGAUUGCUGGAGUCACUCAGCACCUAUCGACAAAACACUAGGCAUUUACACCCUCCGGUCAGCCCAAAAAGACGGAAAUCUGCGAAAGGCAAAGGCAAGGCUAACGUGAAUGAAGAGAUGCACGUUCACAAGGCCUCGCAGAUAUCACAAGUGCAUGAGCUCUUUCCGGAUCUAUCAAACCAGUAUAUCCUCAAGCUGCUAGACCAUUUUCACGAUGACACUGAGGCUGUGGUUGCUGCACUCCUAGAGCCUGAUUCUCUCCCGUCUGACCUCCGAGAUCGAGGCGCUUUUGAAGGACCUGCGCUUGACAUUGCUGUACCAGCACAUGAUCUUGCGCCACAUUCGACACCACCUCUACUUCCAGAGAGGAAGAACAUAUUUGACGGAGAUGGCCUGGACAAGCUUCGGAUAUCUGCAGGUCGCCUGCACAGAGGACGGAAGGACGUGAGGAUCGACCACACCGAAACGGAACACGAGCAUGCACAACGGAAAGCGGCAAUCAUGUCGGCAUUGGCGGCGUUUGAUUCAGACGACGAUGAGCGGGACGACACUUACGAUAUUGCCGACGUGGGUGGAACUGUGGAUUCCACUCUAGACGCUGACACUAGGCCGCAACCGGAAAGAGGCCCUGAUCAGAAUCCUCACGAAGAGAGAUUGUUCCGAGCAUGGAAAGACAGCCAGGAGCUGUUCGCACGCGACAGUAAGACCCGGGCAUUGAAGGUUCGACAGGAUCUCAAACGGGAGACGGAAAUGAGUGAUGAACAACUUGAAGGAUGGGCCAUCAUGCUGAAGAAGGAUCCGAAACUGCAGGAUCGCCUAGAAAAGAAGUACUCGGGUACACAGAGCUUCAGAGGGAGCCAAGCCGCGCUUACUUCGACCCGAUGGCGGGGAGACAACACCCCUGAGGAUAGUGAAGGAGAGGCGGGCAGUGGCGGGCGACGGAUGGAGCAGGCACAGAUACGGGGGAGUCGCGUAUGGGGACGUGGCCGCGGUGGCGUUGGAAGUACGGCAGGCCCCAGCGGCGACGCAGCGACCCAGGCCGCCAGGAGGCGAAAGGAGCAAGGCAGAGGAAGGGGAGGAGCAAGUCACAAUAGACGUGAGGGGAGGGCCCGGAAGAUGGGCAGAGGCAUGGGAGGUGGGGGUGUGCAGCAGUAG
Molecule: messenger RNA, 2037 nt
Organism: Cladophialophora psammophila CBS 110553
Lineage: Eukaryota; Fungi; Ascomycota; Eurotiomycetes; Chaetothyriales; Herpotrichiellaceae
Exons: 1
Coding region: 1-2037 (678 amino acids)
Molecular function (GO): ubiquitin binding
Source: RefSeq, a predicted model, not a curated record